Podospora pseudocomata is the source of this 372-nucleotide messenger RNA. RefSeq lists its product as uncharacterized. The transcript is spliced from 2 exons. The coding region runs from base 1 to 372 and encodes 123 amino acids. The record is from RefSeq and is a predicted model, not a curated record. NCBI's taxonomy places the organism in Eukaryota, Fungi, Ascomycota, Sordariomycetes, Sordariales, Podosporaceae.
AUGCUGCCUUACCGCUCUUUGGGUUUUGAUAGAAAUCUUGGAGUUCCUGAAUUUCUUCAUCUAGCUAACAUGCUGAACAAGGAUUCUUUUGAACAACCUCGACUUAUUUUGAAACAUGUGAACCCAUCCUCACAGAUCCGGACAUCCGCCAUCAAAGACAACCCAACCCCCAUCUGCAAAGCCGCAUUACCACCCAUGGGCACAGCCCCAGCAGUGAAAACAGUCGAAGCAGUCGGGGAAGGAAUCGCCCCGGUGCCAGAAGGAAGCGGCACCGUCGAGUUUGACGGCUUGCACGGGUCAAGCGAGCUCCCAAUCUGCACCGCAAAGAGCCCCGACUUUGACCCACCAGCCGACGAGACUUCAAUGGUGUAA